Chironomus riparius is the source of this 397-nucleotide messenger RNA. The record is from the annotation of a GenBank genome assembly. NCBI's taxonomy places the organism in Eukaryota, Metazoa, Arthropoda, Insecta, Diptera, Chironomidae.
AUGAUAAAAGUUAUUAUUCUAGUGCUCAUGAUAGCCGUCGGAACAUUUGCGGCUGGCGAUACGAAAAAUGGCGUCAAAGCAAAGCGAGCAUAUUCCCUAAAUUAUGCUUAUCAUCCCGUAACAUACGAUCACGACUUUAUUGCUCACGCUCCAACUCAUGUUGUUCAUCACGAACCCAUCAUAUCUCAUGCUGCCUUAGCUCAACCCAUUGUACAAGCUAUUCAUGCCCCAGUCGUUGCAAAAACUUCAGUCGUUAGUACAAGCGUCCAUCAUGUACCGUCAGCAUCAUAUAUUGCGACACAUCAUGCUCCACUUGUCUCAUCAGCUUAUGUGGCACAUCCACCAUCUUUUGUACACACAUCCCCGUUCCUUACUGAAUUUCAUAAGCGUUAAUUGA